ACGUCAACUGCGGCCUCACCUCUCAGCAACCAGCUGCUGAUCAUCUUUCUCUUCACUUCCGGGCGGCGGCGACGACGGCGACGGCGACAACUGCAUCGACGACGACGGCGAAAACAGCGACAGCGAGUGGACUCUUCGUCAGUUAAUCUGCACGCGAGCUAGAGCGCUUGAUUGCGGCUUUGCUCGUGUCCUUUGCUGUGCUUUCUUGCACAUAAACAUCCCUCUCAGGCUAUCGCUUGUUUGUAUCGCCUUUCCUCUUUUCAGAAUCGUUGCCAUCAUGCCAUCCUCACUACCGGGCACCAGUGUGCCGUCUCCAGCACCCUCAAAUGCUUCCAACUCUGGCAUACAGAAGCGUAAAAGGGAGGGCCUUGCAUCCUCACUCCCUGCGCGCAAAACAGCGGUCGAACUUUCCCGUGAGCAGGAGUACAAGCCUACGGAAACCUUGAGCCAGAUGCAGAUCGCCAUUGAGCACCUGAAGCAAACUCAGCAGCCGAAGACCUUCGACGAAUUGCUACGGUACAUGUCUUUGCAUAGAGCUAGCGAGCAGGAUAUCGCCAAGCUGGAGCGGGCCAUGAAGUCUGGUAAGCACCCAAAGAUUGAUUACGACUCAGCGAAGGGGCUCUUCAAAUACAAGCCUCUCCUUCCCGUGCGGAACCGGGAAGAGCUGAAGAGGUAUCUCCAACAGCGGCCAAACAUGGUUGGCGUCAAGAUCGAGGACGUGCGGGAUGGCUGGCCAGACUGUGUGCCAGAGCUGGAAGCCAUGGCCGGGCGGGGUGAGAUCCUGCUUGCACGAUCGGGGCCUUCGAAACCACGCCCCAUGGCCUCCACGAACGAUGCGUCAUCUGCGGCCGCGGGCAAGCCUCCAACCCGCGAGUCCCAACCCCGCGUUGUGUGGGCGAACGAUCCGUCCCUGUGCAAGACCGUACCACCGGAUCUGCGCAAGCAGUGGGAGGCGAUCCGUAUACCCGAGUUGGAUUCUACCCUCAGGGAAAAGCUGGUCCAGGCCGGUCUGAAGCCAACGACAGCGCCGGUUCAAGUCCAAGUCCAGACCGUUACAAAGACGGCAAAGCCGCGCAAGAGACGAGCGGGUGCCAAGGGAACGGCGACGAAUGUGAAUGUACCGAUGAGAGAUUAUUCACACCUGAGAAAAUAGAGUCCGACUUGCAAAGGUCGCCACACGUGAUUUUCAGAACGCAUAUUCCGAAUACUUAGCUCGGAUUGCUCUCUGUGUAGGAAGAAAGCAUCAAGGAACUCUUCUGCAAAAGCAAACAGCGUCGCAAGUGUAAAAUUUUCGCCGGCUUAGACAUUAGAUACCCCAUCCAACAAAAGUCGCUGUUCUUUGGUAUUCUACUGUACAAAGACGUAUUUGAUGUCUCGAAGGUGCGUGCAAAUGCCUUUUGGCUUGCUCACGUAUAAUACAUGUUGAUCCAUAACUUUGAA
Molecule: messenger RNA, 1440 nt
Organism: Verruconis gallopava
Lineage: Eukaryota; Fungi; Ascomycota; Dothideomycetes; Venturiales; Sympoventuriaceae
Exons: 2
Coding region: 278-1153 (291 amino acids)
Biological process (GO): transcription initiation at RNA polymerase II promoter
Cellular component (GO): transcription factor TFIIE complex
Source: RefSeq, a predicted model, not a curated record